Molecule: messenger RNA, 1206 nt
Organism: Suillus clintonianus
Lineage: Eukaryota; Fungi; Basidiomycota; Agaricomycetes; Boletales; Suillaceae
Product: Pyruvate/Phosphoenolpyruvate kinase-like domain-containing protein
Exons: 10
Coding region: 100-1161 (353 amino acids)
Biological process (GO): oxaloacetate metabolic process
Molecular function (GO): catalytic activity; magnesium ion binding
Source: RefSeq, a predicted model, not a curated record
CAAUUGCUCCCCUUGAUGCAUUGAAGGCAGGUUUCAGGCGCAACUUCGCUCAAGCGCAACCUCCAACAUCGAAUAGACAGUCGUAGGCCUCGGAACGCGAUGUCGGUGCUGCUGACGCGACUGUCUUCACCUACGCGUAGUUUCGCGUGCAGGAGCUUGAGAUAUGGCUCCAUGUGCAUUCGUACACUGAGCACUGCUGGCAAUGGCAAGAUUGACCAAGCGCUUCGUCGGUCAUAUCUCUAUGUACCCUCGUCGUCUGACCGGAUGCUGGACAAGUCUUUGAGUACACCAUCCGACGUCAUCAUAUACGACCUCGAGGACAGCGUGCCGCCUUCUCCUUUCGACAAAGAAAGUGCAAGACAAAGAUUGAGUACGUUCCUAAACCGUACACCAGAGCACAAGCUCCCGCAUCCCGAGCGUAUCGCUGUCCGCCUUAACGACAUCACUACGCCUUUCUUCGAGAACGAUAUCUCCGAAGUACUCAAAUCACCCUUUGUCCGAACACUUGUGCUCCCUAAGAUCCACUCCAUCCGCGACCUCCAUCACGUCUCACGAGCCAUCCAAACUUCACGGGCAAGAAUCUCCACGCCAUUUCCUAUACGGAUCGUUGCGAGCAUCGAAAGCGCUCGCAGCGCGUGGAAUCUUGGGGAGAUUGCUUCUUGGACUUCUGAGUAUGGUCCAGAUGUAGGUGGAAAGUUGGGUGCCCUGCUCUUCGCAGCAGAAGAUUAUUGUGCGGAUACUUCGGUUGUGCGGACACCUUCAAGACUUGAGCUUCUCUAUGUACGGUCCCAGAUUGCAAUUGCUGCCAAGGCUUUCGGAUUGGAUGCGAUAGAUAUGGUUUGUGUCAACUACAAGGACCUUGAUUAUCUAAAAGACGAAUGCGAAGAUGGAAGGAGACUUGGUUUCAACGGAAAGCAAGCUAUCCACCCCACACAAGUUGAUACCAUUCAUUCGACAUUUGUUCCUACCGAGAAAGAAAUCCUUCGCGCCGCAAAUAUUCUCCACCAGAUGGAAGUUGCGCAUUCCUCUCAGAAGGGUGCCUUCGGUCUAGAGCUGGAGGGGGGUGGUAAAGAGAUGAUCGACGCUCCGAUGUUGAAGCAGGCUGAGAAUAUCAUCCGGGUGGCCAAGGCAGCUGGCUUGGAAAUACCUGUUGUAAGUUAGUAUUGUGAAUGAAUAUAUUACGUUCAAGUGCAAUAGAUGGCGAGU